AUGGCCGCAUUGGCAAAGCAAAGGUUGGGCAACUGUCCCGACACCAAGCUCGUCCUCAGCGGCUACUCACAAGGAGGAUUCGUCUGUCACAACGCUCUCAGCGCUCAGGGUCUGGACGGUAGCAAGGUCGCUGCGGUUGUCUGCUUCGGCGACCCAUUAAACGGUCAACCAUUCCAGGGCGUUGACCCGUCCCGAGUCGUAAAGUUCUGCGACACCGCUGACAACGUCUGUCCCGGCGGACAAAAGAGCGGUGCUGGCUGGCAUCUGAGCUAUGGUAGUGACGUGCAAGCUGCGGCGGCUUUCAUCAAACAGGCAGUGGGGUUGUGA
This is a messenger RNA of Zymoseptoria tritici IPO323, 327 nucleotides long. RefSeq lists its product as uncharacterized. The transcript has 2 exons. Gene Ontology annotation, molecular function: cutinase activity. The record is from RefSeq and is a predicted model, not a curated record. NCBI's taxonomy places the organism in Eukaryota, Fungi, Ascomycota, Dothideomycetes, Mycosphaerellales, Mycosphaerellaceae. Bases 1 to 327 code for a protein of 108 amino acids. Gene Ontology annotation, cellular component: extracellular region. Gene Ontology annotation, biological process: carbohydrate catabolic process.